UCUUAGGUUUGCAGGUAGGCUGGGUGAAGGAGCUCAUUUGCACACUGGCUUUGGAGCGCAGUGCACUCUCACACAGACACACACAUUCUGCAAGACGCUGCAUCCCUGGGGAGCCACUGAAGAAACCAGUCACUUAGGGAGGACAGACCACAUACAGCCGCCAAGAUGUGUGACAUGGCGGGACUGGAUAACCUGGUGGCCAACACGGCCUACCUAAAAGCCCAGGGUGGUGAUGACAAGGAGAUGAAAAAGCGCCGUCGCAGCUUGUCUCUCCCCAAGCCUGAGCAAUGUGCUACGGUACGAUCUUCCCUUGACAAGGACUUUACAUCACUUUGUGAAAGGCAGCCUGUUGGCAAAAGGUUUUUCCGUGACUUCCUGGUAACUAAGCCUGAGUUUAAGCUUGCUGCUGAUUUUCUGGAUGAGCUGUAUGACUGGGAUCUGGCUGAAGGUGCAACAAAAGACAAGGCACGCACAAACAUCAUCAACAAGUAUUGCAAGGCUGACUCCAAGAACUUCCUGGCCUUUCUUACUGGGGAGCCUGCUGAGAAAUGCAAAGCUGUGACAGAUGCCACCUUUGACGAGGUGAUGAAAAGCAAAGUCCAGGACGGUGUAAGAGAAUUUCUAAAAGGAAAACCUUUCACAGAAUACCAGGAAAGCCCAUUCUUUGAUAAAUUCCUCCAGUGGAAAGAGUUUGAGAAACAGCCCAUCAGUGACAAAUACUUCUAUGAGUUCAGAACUCUGGGAAAAGGAGGCUUCGGAGAGGUAUGUGCUGUUCAAGUGAAGAACACAGGCCAGAUGUAUGCCUGCAAAAAGUUGUGUAAAAAGCGACUGAAGAAGAAGGGUGGUGAGAAGAUGGCCCUAUUGGAGAAGAAGAUCUUGGAGAAGGUUAACAGCCUGUUUCUGGUCAACUUGGGCUACGCUUAUGACACCAAGACACAUCUGUGCCUUGUCAUGACCCUGAUGAAUGGAGGAGACCUCAAGUACCACAUCUACAACAUAGGCUAUGAUGGCAAGGGUGUGGACAAGGGCAUUGAGAUGAAGCGCAUCAUCCACUACACAGCGCAGAUCUCCACCGGCAUUCUUCAUCUGCACGAAAUGAAUAUCAUAUAUCGUGACAUGAAGCCGGAGAACGUGUUGCUGGACAGCCAAGGCCAGUGCCGACUUUCAGAUUUAGGUCUGGCUAUAGAGAUUGCUCCAGAAAAGACUGUCACCCAGAUGGCUGGUACUGGAGCAUACAUGGCUCCUGAGCUCCUGAGCAAAACUCCGUACAGGACAUCAGUGGACUGGUGGGCCCUGGGCUGCAGUAUCUAUGAGAUGGUGGCUGGCUACACACCUUUCAAAGGUGCUGAGAGCCAGAAGGUGAAGGUGGAGAAAGAGGAGGUACAGCGCCGCAUUCUCAACGAGGAACCCAAGUGGGAACACAGAUGCUUUGAUGCUGAUACCAAGGACAUCAUCCAGCAGUUCCUCAAGAAGAAAAUUGAAGAGCGUCUGGGCAUGAAGAACAACAUGGAGGAUCCCAGGAAGCACUCGUGGUUCAAGACCAUCAACUUCCCCCGUCUGGAGGCAGGGCUGGUGGAUCCUCCUUGGGUUCCCAAGCCCAACGUUGUCUAUGCCAAAGACACCGGCGACAUCGCAGAGUUCUCCGAGAUCAAGGGCAUUGAGUUUGACGCAAAGGACGACAAAUUCUUCAAGGAGUUUAGCACAGGUGCUGUGCCCAUUCAGUGGCAGCAGGAGAUGAUUGAAACUGGACUGUUUGACGAGCUCAAUGAUCCCAACAGGAAAGAGGGUGGAGGAGGAGAUCCUGACGAUGGGAAGAAGUCCGGCACGUGCAUAUUGCUGUGAGAAUCCACGUGUGAUAUCAUAUACCAGUAAUAACACUCAAUAAUUAGUUUUCUCAGUCAGGUGCACAUUAACAUUGAUGUAAGAGAUGGAUCAGGUUGUAUGAAAGAGGCAAGCACGAGCAUCUACGUUGAGAAAGAUGUACCACCCCUCUCCUGUAAGGAUGGUCUUGGUUUAAAGAUCUACUGCUUUCAAGCAAUGUUCAAUAAUUUAUGGAGGAUGUGAUGAUGUAUUUUCAGCAUCAUCUCUUUGGUUCACAGCUUCUCUUGCAAACAUACCUAUCUAAUGAUGUAGAGUUGCAACCACAUUGACCAUAAAUAACUGCUAGAGUUCAUUUUUACAACCUUUUAAUUAAGGAUGCUAGUGUAAGAUUAGUAUGUUAGAGGCCUUUGUGCCAGAAACACUGUAUUACUUUAUGAAGAAAAUGUCCAAACUGUAAAAGUAUUUGCAGUAGAAUUAUAUUCUGAAGCACUGCUGUUGCAUUCAGAAUUACGCUUUAAACCAACUGGAACAAACGUCUUCAAACCCUGGAAACUGUUUCGUUUGUAUAUCUCCUAGUGGACUGUGUAAAAGUUGCAGCAUUUCAUAGCACUGCCCCACCAUUUUAUGCCCUUUAUUGAUGCCAUCAUAAGUGUUUCUACAAUGAAGAGUGCUUUUUAAGCACAUGUGGAAGAGAUAGUUCUAGUGUUUAAUAUUAUAUGCUGUGAUCAUAAACCUCAUAAUUAAGGUUGAUCACUGCAUUGACAUCCUACAUAUUUUAGUUUUAUAUAAACUAUAAAAGGCAUCUGCAAUUGUAUUUAUUGUAUAUAAAGAAAUGUAUCUAUGCACUGAGAGAAAGGCAAAUAUGUAAGUAAUUUAAAAUGUAGGGUUUGUUUGGAAGAAAAUGAAGAAUACUCUUCACCUCUUCAGUCCCUCUACUGUUGGUGCUAUGAGAAAAGUCUAUAGCCCUGGGAUGCUGGGUGAGAGAUGAGUGCAGAAACAGCAGUUAAUUGCUGCACAUGAAGGAGGAAAAGUUAGAGGAGUUGGGCAAUAAAUUCCCGUACCAGGACUGUACAGGUUGCCCUGUCCAUGGCCCUGAAACACUGUGAUACAUCAGGGCUCUUUUCUUAGUUUGAGAUGAGUGUGAAUAACUCAAACUAGCCAGAUCCUGAAAAAGACUCCACUAUUGUGGUUGUUAAGCUGAGUAUAGAGACUUGGGUUAGUUCAAAAGAAAAUCCUUGUUAUUCUUGUUCACUUGUCUCAGGGUAAUUAUUUGCUUAAGUUUUUAAAUUUCCAGAUGUUGGGCAGAGUUGAGUUUUUACAGUUAAUGUUAAUAUGAUAUAAAUAUAUAUGAUACAUGUCCUUGUAAAUAUAACAUAAGAGCAAUUGCUACUAUAGAAAUGUGAGAUGUAAAGCAGAAACUUCCUUGAAUCUUGAAUCAUCUGAAUAAAUUAAAACAUAUGUCUUUUAAA
Molecule: messenger RNA, 3290 nt
Organism: Dicentrarchus labrax (European seabass)
Lineage: Eukaryota; Metazoa; Chordata; Actinopteri; Moronidae
Gene: grk7a
Product: G protein-coupled receptor kinase 7a
Exons: 4
Coding region: 166-1842 (558 amino acids)
Biological process (GO): signal transduction; regulation of signal transduction; protein phosphorylation
Cellular component (GO): cytoplasm
Molecular function (GO): rhodopsin kinase activity; ATP binding
Source: RefSeq, a predicted model, not a curated record